AUGACAAAAAAUAAAGAAAAAAGGAGAAAAAAAAUUGUUAAUGAAAACAAAAGCGAAUAUGAUUCGUAUAAAGUUAAAGGAAUCGAUGGUAAAUGGAGUUGGUUUGUUGUUUUUAAUUCGUUUGUUUGUAACAUGAUUGUCGAUGGAAUGCAAUACACAUUUGGUAAUUUUUUAAAUCCCAUAGCCGACGCAUUAGAAGCAAGCAUAUCGCAAACUACAUUAAUUGGUUCAAUUAUGUCCGGAUUUUAUAAUUUCAGCGGGCCGAUCGCCGGAGCUUUAGGAAAUAAAUUUGGAUUUCGCAUGGUUGCGAUCACGGGGUCAUUAAUUUCUUCUGCGGGUUUAAUGUUGUCUUAUUUUGCCGUUAACAUUUAUUAUUUAUAUUUUAUUUACGGAGUACUUGGAGGGUUGGGUUUUGGUAUGAUUUACAUGGCGUCCGUAUUGACAACAAGCGUGAAUUUUGACAAAUAUCGAGCAUUGGCUGUUAGCAUAUGCGUUUGUGGUACCGGAUGUGGUACUUUUUUAUUUGCACCUGUGGGUGAUUAUCUAGUGGUCACGAUCGGUUGGAGAUACGCUUUGGUAGUCGAAGGAGUUAUAAUACUAUUAUGCGUAUUAUGCGCUCUAUCAUUUAAAACAAUAGAAAUAUUUAAAGUGGUACCCUUAAGUCCGGAAGAGUCUGGAGCGUUAUCACGUAGCGCACACGAUAGUAUUCGUAUGUUACCAGAAAGAAGAAAAACUUUAGCAAACGAAGUUUAUCCGACGUAUAAAGAAGCAAUUUUAUAUCGUGAUAGCAUACUCGCUGCUCAAAACGAUCGUCACUCGACGAUAAUAUCAUUAUUACAAAAAAAUUCCGAACAAGAAUUAUCGAGCGUGGAAAACGUAUCGAAUUUGGGUGAAAAACCACCGCCGGUCCCUUUCCACUUUUCCAUAAUACAAACCCCGGAUGACACGCAAGAAAGAAAAAAAAUGGGAAAAUUUAAAAAAUUUUGCAACGUUUGUUGUUUUAAUUUUUGGAGAUGCAGUUAUAAACAAAAAGAAUUAACUAUAGGGGACCGUCCGAUGUAUAGGGAUGACGUUUUCUACGGUAAUAGUUUAUCAAAUUUGAAACAUUCACAUUCUGAGGGUCUACAGUAUCACAUGUCGGUAACGAGAGUUCCGGAUCCUAGAGAGAUAGAAGAACACAUGCAGAGAAAAUUUUGCGGGUGUCAAGCCGUGACGAGAACUAUUGUCACCAUGUUAGGAUUAAACCUUCUCAAAUCGAAAAUUUUCCUUUUUUUAUGCAUAUCAAGUUUUUUUUACACAAUGGGAUUAUAUGUUCCAUACGUUUUCGUUAAAAAUUUGGGUAUGGAAUGUGACAUACCUGAAAAUUAUGCUAUUUGGUUGGUAUCAGCAAUCGGACUCAGCAACACAGCCGGUCGAUUAUUAAGCGGAGUAAUAAAAAAUUUUAUCAACAUAAAUUCUGCCAUGUUUGCUCUUGUUUGUUUAUGUUUCAGCGGAAUAUACAGUACAAUAUUUUUUUUUUGUUGUAACAUUUAUUGCAUUGCCAGUUUUUCAUGCAUUUUUGGAAUUUUCACAGCUCCAUUUAUAUCGUUAAGGCCUGUAAUAAUCGUUGAUUUUCUCGGAUUGGAAAAAUUAACCAACGCAUUCGGUUUGGUUUUACUUAGUCAAGGCGUUGCUUCCGUUAUCGGACCUCCUUUAGCCGGUAUGUUGGUCGAAUCAACUUCGAAAUACAAAUACGUCAUGUAUUUUUCCGGUGGAUUGAUGAUGUUGUCAUCCAUAACACUUUUAAUAUCGACCGUUAUGAAUUUUUACAAAAACAAGUACAAAGAAAGGUCUUAA
Molecule: messenger RNA, 1836 nt
Organism: Pediculus humanus corporis (human body louse)
Lineage: Eukaryota; Metazoa; Arthropoda; Insecta; Psocodea; Pediculidae
Product: monocarboxylate transporter, putative
Exons: 8
Coding region: 1-1836 (611 amino acids)
Biological process (GO): monocarboxylic acid transport; transmembrane transport
Molecular function (GO): monocarboxylic acid transmembrane transporter activity
Source: RefSeq, a predicted model, not a curated record